AUGCCUUCAAGCUCCUCUUCGGAGGGCGCCCCCCUCGCCGAUUACUUCUGGAUUGCCGGCGUAGAUGGCACGGAGAUCUUGGAUACAUUCAAAAGAUUGGGAGAAGACUACCGAACCAAUGUUGCUGUAUCACCCGGUCCUGCUCUCGCAGACACAAUCCAGGAGGAUGCCGAUGCAGAAGAGGAACACAACCCCGAUGCCUCGCGCCCAAACUCCAUGCUCUUCAAUGGCGCCAGUCGCCGGGGCUCAUUCCAACGACUCUCCACCCUUUCCAAGACAUCAGAAGGAGCAAAUGGCGGUAGCAACAGCAACCGCAGCAGCAUGACCGUCAAAGGCACCUCCUCGCCCCUGCGCGCCUCGGCCCUGUUCACGGAAGACUUCGAUUUCGACUCCGCGUUGUAUAAGUUUGCCAAUGAGCGCGACUCCUUUCUGACAGACUUGAGCCUGAGUGCUGGCGCUAUUACCCCGAAUACCCGCCCGCGAUCCCGGGUUCGUACACAGAAGAUUGUCCCGGAGGAUUCAUCCUCCCCCGGUGGGAACCUGCUCCGGUCCGGCAUUGGCAGCGUACGGCGACACAUGGCCUUUCGCGAUAUGAAUAGCAUGAAACGACAACCGUCCGUUGCUCGUCAAGCUUCGGUGCGAACCUCCCGUCGACUUAGCAAUUAUAAUUCGGUUAUCCCUGUCCCUCAACCUCUCGAGAUCUCCCCUACAAUGCACCCCUUGAAACGGCGAUUCGAGCCUGUCCUCCUCGACCGAUACCCCACACGAAGCAUGCCGGAUGAGCUGAAGCAGCGUGGUAACUUCCCCGAUUACGUUCCCAUGUUCGCUUUCCCGAAUGAUAUCAACAUCGUAUCCUCCGACCAGCGACCGCGAUCCACUUGGCAUGGGUUUGCCAUGACAACGGAUAAUGGGUCCAGGUUACACGCCAUCUGCGUGAUCAUCUGGAUCCCACUGAACCAGAAUGCCGCGGAUGAGCUCGAGAAGCGUUGUGAGGAAUGGCGGAAAGACAACAUGACAGACGAGGAGCGUGAACUUGCUGCAAGUUUAGGUGAACGAUUGGCAUCGGAGCGGGCCAAGCUAUCCAGGCUCCUAGCCCAGCUACCGACAGUCCCAUCAGGGUCCGAAUCUCGCGAACAACUCGAGGAUGAAAUCAGUGCUGUGGAAGAAAAGAUCGGACUGAUGACUGACCUCCUGCGUCCCGUUCGCCACGGCGCAGCCUCGAAAAUCGAAGGCCUGACCGAUGGUGAUACUGGAUUCUGGAUCCCCCGCGCGUACGGUAUCCUGGGCCGAGAGAGCACCAUGACGAGCUUCUGGAAGGAGUGGCUGAAGGCUAUUGUGGUUCCCAUGACGGAAGGCACUGUGCAGCAUGUGCCUCCGCCCUCACCGCGGAUGGGAGUAUGGCAGCCGCUGGAGCGAUACGUGAUGAAUCUCUGCACAGAAGCGUUCGCCCCCAUAUCUUCCAAGACACAGGUCGAACUUGCGAUCCGUGAGCUGCGGUUAUUUGCACGGAAAGAGGCCCCAAAUGAGAUUCCGGGCUCUCGGAACACGGACCUGUAUGCCUUGUUCCGAACUUUAUCGGUUCCGAACAUCAUUAUUCUCUUCGAGUAUGCUCUCACCGAGUCCCGUAUCAUCUUCCUGUCUUCCCACACAUCCAUGCUGUAUCUCGCGACAAGGGCAUUAGUCGAUCUCCUGUUCCCUCUGGAAUGGACGGGCGUUCUCAUUCCUGUUCUUCCAGCCCGCUUGAUUCAAGCCCUCGAGGCGCCUUGUCCGUACAUCGUGGGUAUCGAGCGUCGGUAUGAGAAGGUGGAACUGCCCUCUGACGACUUUGUUCUCAUUGAUUUGGAUAACAACAUGAUCGAGAGCACCAUUCAACCCACUGCUCUCCCGCGUCAUCAACGCAGAAAGCUGUUGUCCUUGUUGCAACUAGCAGCUCCUCACCACGGUCGAUGUCACGUUCCCACAGGACCCCCGGCAUAUGCAAUCGAGACAUACCCAUGGGACUCCUUCAUGACUGAGAGCAAGGCUACUUUUACUUCUAAAGCUCCAGCAACCAAUCUCGCCAAAUAUGUCGCCUUGAACUCCAGCGCAUUCGGCGCAACAGCCGUGCUCCCAGGCACUUACUCACCCCCGAUCUUCAAUGUCUUCGCGCAUGCCCGCAAUGAGGCUGGUCCAUCGCGUGGAUAUUCCUCCCGAGGCAACGAACGUCCUGGGACUAGCUCGACUACCAGAGCUGCUGCAUCCCCGCCAUCCCCACGAGAAUGCUCGCCUACCUCCGGCUACUUCCCUCCCCCUCCACCUACUCCCUCAUCACGUAAUGAUUCUGGUAUGGCAUUACAGGCCUCUUUGCGCGAGAAGCGGUCUGGUCACUUUGAUGCCGCUUCGCGCCGAAGCUCGUCACACGGAAUGGGAAUGACUCGUCGACCAAGCGCUCCAUUCUUGGGUCACGCAUCGAAUCUUUCGGUCACCACACUCAACACCGAGUAUGGUGGUGGAUCCACAUACGCCCCAUCCGUUUAUGCGCAGUCUACUAUUGCUGCGUCCACGAUUGUCCCACAGGCCAACAUGCAACCAAUCGGAAACAACGAGGGCACUUGCUGGGUUGAGGGCCACUUCUUCCAGGUCCAGAUUUGGGAUGAGAAAUUGACAUGUGCUAUCUGUGAUGAGCAGGCAGAGGAAGGCAUGUACAAGUGUUCCGCGUGUAAGCUCACUGUUCACAACCGCUGUGCAUCUAUGGUCUGUCUGCCAUGUGAUGCUGCUUUCCAUCCCGAUCAGAUUCGCGCUGCAUUUGUUAGGUGCUUCGCUAGCUUAUUCUACACGUACAAGAAGUUCCUUGCGCCUGCUAGUAGCGAUAAGAAAAAAUCGGGCAUGUUUUAUGCUUUCAACAUUGAGGCUUUCAUGAAGAGUCUUCCAAGUGAGCAUGCUGACUACAUUGCAAUUCUGCAACAAACACAAGGCUUCAACGAGUUUAUUAGUGACCGAGAGCGAACAAGUCCAAAGUCUAAAGAACCUCGAAUGGCCUUGUUCGACGAGAUUGUCCUCUCAAAGCGUAAUCGCGGCCGCACCUCCAUCUUCUCCGGCCGUUCAACAACAGACUUCCUAUCUGACACCUCCAAUCACCUCUGGCGCACAGCCAACGCCACCUUCUUCGCCCCAAGUAGCCGCAGCCAGCACAAUCUCUCAGCCGAUUACGGCAGGGUUGUCACACGAGCACCGGCCAAACUAGACACAAGUCUAAUGACCGAACCCCGCAUGAUCCACGGCGCACCACGAGUCUCUAAGACGGCCAACACUGCCCGUAGAAAGCCCCUACCUAAACUCAUGAAUGGACUCGCUAUCUCUCCCCCGAGUUAA
This is a messenger RNA of Penicillium soppii, 3351 nucleotides long. Its product is annotated as dDENN domain protein. The coding region runs from base 1 to 3351 and encodes 1116 amino acids. The transcript has 6 exons. NCBI's taxonomy places the organism in Eukaryota, Fungi, Ascomycota, Eurotiomycetes, Eurotiales, Aspergillaceae. Gene Ontology annotation, cellular component: cytoplasmic vesicle. Gene Ontology annotation, biological process: regulation of Rab protein signal transduction. The record is from RefSeq and is a predicted model, not a curated record.